GGGGAAUUAAAAGUGAAUUUAUAUGAAGAAUCACCUUUAGUAUACACGUCUAUUAAUUCUGAAAAUAAUGAUUUACAAAUAGACACAUGCAUCAAUUUUCCAGUUGCAGAAAUCGUUUAUAAUGGUAAUUUGUUAAAAUCCUUUUUAGAAUAUACGAAUGAUGAAAAGAAAUUACACGAACUAUGUGGUGAUUUUCUCUCAAGAAGAUUCUUAGCCGGUGGUCAAUUAUUUAUCGAGGAUUUUAAUUCAGUUACUACAACACAAGCAAGUAUUUUAAAGUAUUAUUUUUUCUGUGUAUAUAAUUCAAUUAAAUAUUCUACAGAAAUCCAACUUAGCAAGUUAUUCACCUUGAAUCUUUUACCAAAAUUAAUAACAUUGGACGGGGAAAGGAUAAAUACUCAUGAAGAAUUAAUCAAUUGGAUGAAUAAUUUGUAUCAAAAGAAUAUGGUUAAUAUUAUUUCUUAUGAUAAUCUCAUUCCCAUUUCUCGAUUAAAGGAUGAUACAUCAUUGAUUGAUGGAGAUUCUGAAACUUUUGAAGAAAAACAACCUGGAAUUAUUGAUUUUAAUGAAAAGUUAGAUUUUGACGAUUGGACUGAGGAAGUAGUUGAUGAUAAUUUAAUGGUUUGGGCCGAGGAUUUUAAACUUUUUCAUGGAUUAAUAAUUAAUAAUGAUGGAGAAAUAGAAAUUAGCGAGAAAAUUCCUAUUUACAUCAAUAGAAUUCCUGAAGCCAAUCCACGUGAUAAAACUUAUUUAAAAAUUGUCAAUCAAUCAACGGAAUUUGAUUUUAAUUUAAUCUCCAAUAAUAUUUUUUCAACUAUAAAUUUAGAUACUUUUCCAUUCACAAGAAAUAACGUAAUUAAUAAUAAUAACAAUAAUAAUAAUCAUGAAGAUUAUAAUCAUGUUUUAAUCAAAU
This is a messenger RNA of Rhizophagus irregularis DAOM 181602=DAOM 197198, 913 nucleotides long. NCBI's taxonomy places the organism in Eukaryota, Fungi, Glomeromycota, Glomeromycetes, Glomerales, Glomeraceae. The record is from RefSeq and is a predicted model, not a curated record.